AUGCCUCCUCUUGUAGGGAAAUCCACCGCAAAGGUCAAGCGGGUCCCAGGACGCAGGACUCGGUCGUUUGGGGGUUGCGUUACCUGUCGCAGUCGUCGUGUGAAAUGCGAUGAAGGACGUCCCGGCUGUUCUAUGUGCAAGAUCUCAGGUCUCGACUGUGGAGGCUAUAGCAAAGACAUCUUCUUCGACUUUGAUGAUCCCUCGUCGACGGGGGUCGCUCGAUUUCGAAGACCAUUGUUGACGGAACAAGAACGAGAGCGUUUGAGCGAACAGAUUGCGCAAGACGUUCCACCAGAAUUAGCAGGUUGGCAUCUUUCUCAGCUUGACGAAGAAUGCGAAAAGACGUCUACGGACCUUCAGAUUUCAAGAGGACCCUUUGGAGCUUUCCGCAUUACGCAACAGUUGCCUUCAGACUCUCUGAGUACGUUGGACGACAUAGGUGAGGACGUAAUAGAAGUUCCAGAGAUUCACGCUGUUGAAGAAGAAGAUCAGUUACUACUUCCCGACUUCGGCGACGACGUGGAGGUCAUCACCUCAACACUAGACUUUGCGACUGGAACGACUCAUCGAGAUGCUGAGCAUCAAAUAUCGGGUCAAGACAACGCGCUCGUCCCUCGUACAGAUUGGUUGAAGACACUGGAAAGUCUCCCUGUGACCAGCUGGCUGGACCCAGGGCACUUCGAUCUGCCCGACUGGUGGGAUCCCGUGGCCAUGGGCAUUGAAACAGCUGUGCCUUGGGUGGGUGAAUCAGCGUCUGCCCAGAAGCCUCCUUCACCAUUUGCAAGGUCUUCCACAAUUGAGCUUGGCUCUCCAAGGCUUUACCUAUCACACCUUUCGCCUAGCUCAGGCUCGGUAUCGUCCCAAGUCGACACGGACGUACCGCGUGAUGCUGUAUUACUGGUUAAACACUAUGCAACGAUUGUGCUUCGAGGCUUGACUCCAUAUCGUCACAGCAAGACGCCAUGGCACGUGCUCUUUCUCCCUCAUGUCAAAAGCUGUUUGGCAGCCUUGACACUCGGUGAGAAGAUGGACCACGCAAGCCUAUGUGCAUUUUACGGCACACUAUCUAUCAGUGCCUUUAGCCUGGGGGGCAUUCAUGGCUCCACCAAGUGGUUAGACCAAGGCACAGCAUAUUACCAAAAAGCCCACUUUCAUGUUUGUCUCAUGCUCAAGACAGCAUACGAUAUCCCCAAGACUGCCAAGUACAAGUCUAUACUCAUGGCUCUCUUGACGAUGGUCCAGAUUGCUAUACUCUCUGGCAAUCGAGAUGAGGCAGAGUACUUUUUCCUGGAAACGGAAAAGUUCAUCCGAACGAAAGGCCUGAACCGACGAAAGUCUCGUAAAGUCAGGUUGCUACAUCACUGCUACGUGUUUGAGCGGCUGUCGCACGAGAGCACUUUUACACAAAAUACACUGAACUUGGAUCAUCGAAACCGUGUUCGCGAAGCAAUAGAAGCGAGCGGUGCCAGUGCUUAUAGCCAAGAUAGCCUGUCUUUCCGACUCACUACUUGGAGUAACCUGGACCAGGAGAUACACAAGGUCAAAGGUCAGGAAGAGGGAGAAAAUGACCUUCAUCUCCAACAUCCAGGAAUAUGGUCGGCUACGCUUUAUCCUGAGAUCUUUGGCGUACCAGAGCUUCACCUCUUUAUGCUUUCGCUGGUCAUCCGCCUUGCGCGAGAGAAGGAGCAGAACCAAGAUGAACUGAUAAACUCUGGACUUACACUGAAGGAGUUUAUGGCUAGAGCAAAAGCAGUUGAGCGAUGGAUCAAGCAGCUCCAUGUGCUUCGCCAGUCCAUAUGGAUGGUCGAAGCACCUGUUGAUCCAGAACACCGACAGUCUGUCAAUCUGCUGAACAGCUUGGCCAAUACAAUGCAGCACGCACUUUCCGUGUACUUUUAUCGUAGAAUUUAUGAUCUGGAUCCAAGUAUGCUUCAGAAGCAUGUUCUUGGUGUGCGGGAUCGACUGCUUGAGUUUGAUGUAUCUGAUGCUGGAAUGGGAUACGGAUCUUUAAGGCUAAUAUGGCCUGCAUUUGUUGCAGCUUGCCGCCUCCAACGCUUUCAUGUAGAAGAAACCUCACUGUCUAUAAUACAAAGUUCUGAAAUGACGUCCUUCGAAGGAAAAGUGAUCGCUGUGACCGGCGCUGGAUCCGGCAUGGGUCUGGCCACCGCAAAGCUCCUUGCUGAGAGAGGCGCUACAAUUUCCCUUGCCGAUAUCAACGAAGAAGCACUCAAGAAAGCCAAAGCCUCGUUGCCGGGUGAUAAGCACAUCUAUCAAGUGGUAGACGUCAGCGAAAGCGACUCAGUAAACUCUUGGAUCAAAACGACCCUGGACACUUUCGGCGGGCUCCAUGGUGCUGUGAACAUGGCUGGCAUCAUCGCAGAGCCUGUGCCUCUCAGUGAGUACAGCGAUGAGGUCUGGGAUAAGAUGCUUGCAGUCAAUGCCCGCGGAGUGUUCAACUGUCUACGUGCAGAGCUCAGAGCCAUGUCCGCCGGUGCUAGCAUUGUCUCCGCCGCCAGCGUAUUUGGCCAAUUUGGUGCUCCGGGGCAUGUCGCAUACUGUGCAAGCAAGGCAGCUGUUAUCGGCCUUUCGCGUACAGCUGCGAAAGAGAAUGCUCAUAUACGAGUCAACUGCGUCUCACCUGGAUCUGUGAGUACUGCUAUGAACGAGCACGAUGAUGAAGAACAUAUUAAGUGCAGUCUUUCGGGGACUGUGCAAAAGAGAAGAGCUGAUCCGGUCGAGGUUGCUCAAGUUAUCGCGUUUUUACUCAGUGAUGAGGCAUCGUUUGUGACUGGCGCGGUAUACAAUGUUGAUGGUGGAUGGGUAUGCUGA
Fusarium tjaetaba is the source of this 2829-nucleotide messenger RNA. Its product is annotated as ARG81-like transcription factor. Gene Ontology annotation, biological process: regulation of DNA-templated transcription. Lineage: Eukaryota; Fungi; Ascomycota; Sordariomycetes; Hypocreales; Nectriaceae. The coding region runs from base 1 to 2829 and encodes 942 amino acids. The transcript has 6 exons. The record is from RefSeq and is a predicted model, not a curated record. Gene Ontology annotation, molecular function: zinc ion binding; DNA-binding transcription factor activity, RNA polymerase II-specific; oxidoreductase activity.